UCCGCGUUGGCAAGUCGAUAUAAAUUUACUCUCGUUGUACCACAACAGCUGUUUGGUGUAUUUCUGUCGAUAUUACAAGUGAGUCUAUUUAAAUUACCCCCUAUCUUAUUCACACCGUUCACGUGCCCAACUAACCUUUCCAUAGACAUAGUUAAACGAAACCAAAUCAUCGUGAAGUCGAAGAAAUUGCUCCUGAAAAGUUGUCUGUCGGCGGUACGUCGGGUGAUAACCGAAGUCGAUCCCAAUUGCCUGUGCUUUAGUUCAGUGCAUCGACGGAGUGAGUUAGUGCCUAAUAAAAGUGCGUACUUAAAAGGAAAUGAACAACGAAGAGAAGUACACUGAUGGGAAUAUAGAAAAUGAAGCUGAAGUUGAAACAAAUGAAAUUCUCAACCAUGGAGGAAAUGAUGAGACACUAGAAUCAGACAUUGCAUCAUCAGAUGUUGUGAGUAAGGAGGAAACUGCUGAACAGUUAAACGAUUUACAAAAUAAUGAUGAGAUGGAUAAUAAUUAUGAAGAUAAUGAAUCUGAUCUAGAUGAAGAAGAUGAUGAUGAUGAUGAUGGCAGUAACGAUGGUAAUGCAAGUGAUGAGGAUGAAGAUUACAGUACUGGGGAGGAAAGUGAUGCCGAAUUGGGUGGCGAUCCAGGAGCCUGGCAUAUGGGUCUCAGACAAAGGCGGCCUUCAAAUCCUGACCUACCAGAAACUGUGACGACUCUUACUACAGAGCAUGGUUGUAAAGUGUUCAUAGUAGGUACAGCCCACUUCAGUGAAAGCAGUCAACAAGAUGUGGAAAAGGUGAGUAAUUUUAUUGCUUUAGCUUCUAAACACUAA
Saccoglossus kowalevskii is the source of this 829-nucleotide messenger RNA. RefSeq names its product traB domain-containing protein-like. The record is from RefSeq and is a predicted model, not a curated record. Lineage: Eukaryota; Metazoa; Hemichordata; Enteropneusta; Harrimaniidae.